Messenger RNA from Haplochromis burtoni (Burton's mouthbrooder), 1028 nucleotides. RefSeq names its product PDZK1 interacting protein 1 (gene pdzk1ip1). The record is from RefSeq and is a predicted model, not a curated record. NCBI's taxonomy places the organism in Eukaryota, Metazoa, Chordata, Actinopteri, Cichliformes, Cichlidae. Bases 92 to 493 code for a protein of 133 amino acids. The transcript has 5 exons.
GGCCUGCAGGGAGCUGCUGCUCCCAGAUCCUUGUCCUCACUCUGUCUUUAACUCGACUGCAGCAGCUCCGGUUUUCCUCACAGACUCAGCCAUGGGGACGCUCUGCGCACUGACUUCCUGUUUACUGCUCGCCGUCGGAACGGUCACUGCUCAGACAGAGCCCACUAACACCAACGAGCGGGCACUGCCUCAGUGGCUGACCGGCAUCAUUGCCGUCUGCGGCUUCCUGUUCCUCGCCUUCGUCGUCAUCCUGGCGAAGAAGGCAUGGUGUGAAAACCCCAGCAGCAGGACAAGCAUUGAAGAUGUGAGAGAACGUGACAUUAUCAGCAGCAACCUGUAUGAUAUGCGCCUCAGCUCCAUCAGGAGGAAGAGCACCGAGUCAGGGAACGAAAACACCUACGAGACUAAUCUGGACGCCUUCAGGAGCAAAGAUGCACCAAACGCCUUCAACAACCUGGCAGUCGACAUCAAUGGCAAGACAACCUCCAUGUGACUGCCCUGCAGAGAGUCUAUUGGCUGUCUCAACAGGGAGUCUGGAGAGACACAAAAUUCUUUUUUUGUGCAAAUUGUAAUUCUUUGUUUUGUGUUUUAAGGUGUGAGGAGUUCACCAGGGCGAAGGAAUUUAUUUACACUUACUGUAUGAUUGGCUUUAUUUUUCCUCCUGAUUGUGAAUAAUUGAAUGUGUGGAAUUAAUAUCAAUGAUCUGUACUCAGAGUAACGCAUCAGCUGCUGUGUUUGUUAAAGGUUCAUCGACUGUGCUGACUCUGUGCUCAUUAAUAAGUUAUGUUUUCUAACAAACUGCUGUGUCGGGUCUCUGAUUAAUCAUUCAACACGACAGUAAACACUGAAGAGACUAACAACAGCAGAAUCCGGCUUUGGGCGGUGGGGGGUUGAAUGAAAUUAAUAAAAGUCACAUGCAGUUCAUCUAAUGUCCAGCAGAGGCAGCAGUGAGUCAGUCACCAUAUUAAAACGUCACAGCAGAAAUAAAGAUUUGUACAGCCUGAUGCUGAGGGUGUGGUGUUUUCUUU